GUGUCACUUAAGUUCAUGGAAGCAUGUACAGGAGGGCUGACAGUAGAAACUGAAACCCGGACCGUUUGUGUUGUGAGUCGGAGUUACAGCCCGACCCCUGGAAGCUGCUGGUUGGUUCUCUGGUCAGGGCAUCACUAUGGCAUCGUGGAUAUUUCAUAUGUAUGUGAUGGUGCUGUCUACCUUCAUCAGCUGCAGCCAAAGCAAGAGGGACAAAGUCCUCUACUGUUCUGCUUGUAAGGCGAUUGUGGAUGAGCUGAACUACUCAAUCAGUCAGGUGGACCCAAAGAUGACCAUUAAUGUAGGGAGCUUUAGACUCAACCCUGAUGGGACCAUGAGAGACAAAAAGGUCCCGUUCGUUCGCUCAGAAACGCACCUCAGUGAGCUCCUGGACGGGGUGUGCGACAGCAUGAGUGACUAUGCCCUCUACAUUGACCCGAACACCCACCACAAGCAGUACAGGAGAUUCGCUCCAAGAGUCAGUGGAUCCUCAGAAGACUUCCCAGACUUUGAAAACUUCAAGUUUGAUGGUCCGGAGGCAUCCAAUAACCUGAAAUUUGCUUGUGAGACGCUGGUGGAGGAACUGGAGGACGACAUCAUCUCUUUGCUCGGCCGGGAUGAGGGAGAUGUGCAGAAGAAGUUAUGCAGCCGAGUCUCAGAACUGCUCCCAACCCUUCCUGGGAAGCAUCAACAUGCAGAAUAAAUGGUUGGGUGAGAUCUGGAUACCCAAGGAUGGGAGGCUCAGUGAGUUUGUCAAUAAGUGUGUUUAUUGUCUCUUGAUGGUUCUGUGUCCAGUGAAUGGGAGUGUUUGAUGGGAGGUUACCUUUAUUUCUUGCAGUGUUGAUGUUCCGUCUGUCUUUUUGCUUUCCUGAUGGUGGAUUUUCAGGUUGAUUUUCCGGUGGACUAGCCAGAAGCUGGUAGAGGGGCUUAGCUAUUCUGGAGAAGUUGGGUAUAUAUGUUCGAUAAUAGGAGAGAAAUCCCAGCAUUUUUCUCAGAUCUCCUACAGUUGUGGGGGUUCUCUCCUUCAAAGUUUGAACUGGUGCCACUUCUGCUGGAUCCAUCGUGUAGCCCUCACCAGAGACAAGACGUCCCAGAAAUCUCACUCUUCUUUUGAACACCUCACACUUCUUUGGGCUCAGCUUCACUCCAUGCUUCUGGUAUCUUUGUAACACAGUUCUCAUGUGGUUGAGAUGAUCCUCAAAACUUGGGCUGUGAACUAAAUUGUCAUCCAGAUAGGGCUGGCAUAUCACAUCUCUUAAACCAAUCAGACAUUCCUCCAUGCUUCUUUGGAACUCUGCUGGGGCAGCACUCAAACCGAAGGGGAUUCUGAUCCACUGGUACAAACCCCAUGGUGUUAUGAAAGCAGUUAAGGGCUGACUUUUUUCAUCCAGAAACCCUUGAUGGUACGCCUUCCCCUGAUCUAAUACAGAGAACCAGGAGCUGCCAGUUAGAGAAUCAAGCAUGUCUUGGAUUCGGGGAAUAGGGUGGCGGUCAGGGACAGAUUUUUUGUUUAAUUCCCGGUAGUCACAGCACAACCUCAGACCCCCAUCUUUCUUUCUCACACAUACCACUGGUGAUGCAUAUGGAGAACGUGACUGAGUUAUCCAGCCUCUAUUCAGUAGAUCUUGAAGGUAUUCUUUAACUUCCUGAUGUAAUGGCUUGGGAACUGACAUAUAUGUUUUCUUCACUGGAGUAGUGUCAUGCAGAGUGAUUUGAAGUUUCAAAGAGGGAAUUAAACCUAUGUCACCUUCAUCAUAGGCGAAUGCAUGACACUCUUCUCUCAGUAUCUGUCUCACCGUCUGUCUUUGGCUUUCCGUUAAGUGGCUGAGGUCAACUGGAGGAUCCCACUGUGUUGGCUUCUGUUUUUCUGCUUUGCUGUUGAUAAUCAGGGACUGAGCUGCAGCUGGCUUUGUUCUGUGUGAAGGGUCAUCUUGUUGUUCACCAACAGUGAUGUUCAACUGUUGUGCAUUUACAGUAUAAGCUGUCUUUACUGCUUCUAGGUGCCCCAGGACUGCACGCUGAUGUAGAGUAACAUUAUACUUAUUGGUGUUGGAAAUUGGGAUUGAUACGAAUCCUGGGUUUUCUGUAGGAACUGUCAUGAGACCCUCCUGAACACUGACACCUUCUGGCAGCACCGAGUCCUCCGAGGGAACAAAAAGAAGGUCCUCUCCUCUGAACUGAGUUCCAGUAUUAACUUUAACAUGGAUGAUGGUGAUUUGUUCAGCUGCUAAUUUGAUUCGACUUCUCCCUGUGUGCACAAGACCCACAUCAACCUGACUAUCUGAUGUCUGAAUUAGUUUGACAAUUGUCUGUGCAGUUUGGACAGUGACAGCAAAGGCUCCACACACAUUUUGGAUGACUUCCGGUUUCCUGUGUUUAAGUGUGUUGUCUCCUAGCACUUCCUCUAUGACAUUGUAGCCAAUUAUUGGUUGUUGUGCCACACUGGAGUCACUUGACACAAGUACUGGUACCAACAGGGGUUCUGCUGAGAGUGAAUCUUUGCCCAGUCUAAAUUCCACUUCCACCCAGCCCAGAAAAGGAAUUUGUGUCUGAUUUGCUGCAAGCCCAAUAAGUGUAUCCACCUCCAGUAGUUCAUUCAGAGGUCUAACUCGCUGGUGUGGUAAGUGUAAUUGUCUCCAUUCUUCAUUAAUGAGACAUGCCUGGGCACCAGUGUCCCAUAAUGCUUCUACUGGAGUGGCAUCCAUCCAACAAUGAACAAUGCAUCUCUUACCUAUGAGGUUCAGAAGUUUCUGUCUGCUCCGUGGAUUCAUGUAGUGAGCUGUUGGGGUAGAUGAAAGUUCUGUAUGGGAGCCUGGUUUGUUUGUGGUGGGACUGAGUGUUUUGUGUGGGGCUACUGAGGGUCCCGGCCCAGCAGCCCUGUCCAGUUUCCCUGCUGUCCCCUGUUCUGACGGCAGCCUCUGGCAAGGUGUCCUCCUUGACCACACUUAUAACAGUGAGUGCACCUCUCCCCUGACUGUGCUUCUAGACAGGCUGGGCAACCUCUGGGUUUGCGGUAGCUGUGUGUGGUAGCUCUCUCUGUCUGAUGUUUCUUAGUAAUCUCCACUGUUUCCAACACCAGUUUCUUUAGUUCUAACAUUUCAGCCUUCAGUCCUUCGAUGAGUUUAGUUGUUCCUGCUUCCUGUUCUGUGUUUCGAUUUUUCUUGGCCCCUCUCAGUACAUCUUUGGUCAUCACUGUGUCCCCUAUCUCACUUGUGGUUGCAGCUUCUCCCAUGGAAGGAGGUUGAAACUCAUGUAUGCCUCCUUCAGCUCUCAGUUCAUUUAUUUUCGGGAACCUACUCACUGCACUUUUUCUCAGUUUUUUUUGUCUUUCUUGCUCUAAGUUUGCAGCUUCACUCACCCGCUCAAUUAGGACCUCAUCUGAUACUGCAGGAUUAGUCAGGUAAGGUUUUAGUUGGAAUUUUACUGCAUCGCUUAGCAGUCCGGUGUCUAUGGAACGCAGAAAUUUCCUUUGUAUCAGUUCUGGGCUGAAUUGUUCGCUUUCAUCCUCUUCUUUUGAUUUCCAGAGCAUUUUUUCUUUCAGUUCUAUAGCUCUAAAUAAGAAAUUCUGUGCAGAUUCUUUUGGAUCUUGUGAGAUGUUCAUCAGCUGAUGAAGGAGGUCAGAGGAAGAGUCCACUUUAAAAUGGCUUUUUAGGAUAAUUUUCAGAGUGGACAGUGUCAGUCCUCUUUUGAUUUCCAGCAUCUCUCUCAGGUGAAGCCCUGGGCUUAUGGCCCGUAUGACUGCUUCCAGGAUCUCAGUCUCUGAAUAUCCUUUCCUCUGCCCAGAUUCAAUUUGGUUGAUCAGGCUUGUAUAGGACAAUUUAUCCCUCUGACCAGCUUCUCCAAUCUGCCCACAAAUCCGAAACUCCCGCCUGAGGGUCACUUCUGGUAUGUGAGGUGAUGGAGCACAGUGUGGUUCAGUCUCCUCCAUAUGCAUUGUCAUGCUCAGUUUCUUCUCUAAAACCCCAAUUUCCUCCUCUAUGCGCUGUCGGGCUUUGCUAUGUUCUUCCUGGAAUUCCUUAUACUUGACUUUUAGUGAGUUUAAUUCACCUUCGUCAGCUUGUGUCUGUUCUGGUGUUCUGGGCUCAUCCGACGUCCAGGAUUCCAUGAAGGUGAUUAAAUUCUGGAGAAACCGUUGAAACGAUUCAGGUUCUUCCUCAUUUCCGAUAUCGUCCAGUGUGGUCUCUGCUAGUCUGAUGAGGGAACGCCGAGUUUGGCCAGUAAACCCUCCUGGAGGUUCAUCACUCUUGAGGUGUUUACAAACUAAAAUUAGCUCUGACUUCUCUAGCAUCAGCAGCGUUCUGCUCACUUCGUCUUGAAGCUGCUCCAUCGGUAGUUUCUCCUCCGUCUUCGGUUCGUCUCGUUUGGAUUAGUUACUUUUAGCUGAAACUCCUCCUGGGGCUGGCUCGCCAAAAAUGUAACGGUGACAAACAAUCAAAAGAGAUAUUGAGAUUGAGUCCGCAACAUUUUAAUUUAAUAAUUGUUACAAAGUAACUCCGUUAGCGGUCUCGUUCCUAACAGCCGUUAGAAAAAAAAGCACACUCGCCAACGUUCCACAACCGUCGUUACCUAGCAACGGCGGAGUGAUAUUGACCCCCUCCGCAACCACGUCAACCUGCGACACCACUAGUAAAUAACACACAACGAAACACAAAACAGUAUUAAUAAACACAAAACAGUAUUAAU
Messenger RNA from Xiphophorus maculatus (southern platyfish), 4680 nucleotides. RefSeq names its product protein canopy-1-like (gene cnpy1). The record is from RefSeq and is a predicted model, not a curated record. Gene Ontology annotation, cellular component: endoplasmic reticulum. The coding region runs from base 137 to 700 and encodes 187 amino acids. Lineage: Eukaryota; Metazoa; Chordata; Actinopteri; Cyprinodontiformes; Poeciliidae. The transcript has 6 exons.